Hyla sarda is the source of this 6654-nucleotide messenger RNA. RefSeq names its product nephronectin (gene NPNT). Gene Ontology annotation, cellular component: membrane. The record is from RefSeq and is a predicted model, not a curated record. The coding region runs from base 192 to 2201 and encodes 669 amino acids. Lineage: Eukaryota; Metazoa; Chordata; Amphibia; Anura; Hylidae. The transcript has 13 exons. Gene Ontology annotation, molecular function: calcium ion binding.
GCAGGUGACGUGCUCUGGCACUGAGGGUGUGGAGUGCUGCUCGGGCGGCUCCUCCUCACACACAGCCCGGGGAGGGAGCGGAGCGGCCAAGUGUCAGAGUACUGCUCCCUGCAGGGAACCACAGGACACACACGGCGGCUGCCACAGGACGCCAGGCUCCUCCACCUGCACACCUGGCGAGCCCGGCCACCAUGGAACUAGCUGUAAAGUUCUUCAUCGCCUGCUCCCUGUACGUGACUGCUGCCGGGGACUAUGACAGGAGGUGGCCCACACAGGUUGCCUCUUCUACAGGACUCUGCCGGUAUGGUAACAGGAUUGAUUGCUGCUGGGGAUGGGCUCGACAGUCAUGGGGUCAUUGUCAACCUUUCUACUACGUCUUAAGGCAGAGAAUAGCCAGCGUAAGGUGCCGUACACAAGCCGUUUGCCAACCAGGAUGUAAACAUGGGGAUUGUAUAGGCCCCAAUAAGUGCAAAUGUCACCCUGGAUACACUGGAAAAACCUGCAAUCAAGAUCUAAAUGAAUGUGGACUAAAGCCUCGGCCAUGCAAGUACCGAUGCAUGAAUACAUACGGGAGCUACAAGUGCUAUUGUCUGAAUGGAUACAUGAUGAUGCCCGAUGGAACGUGUUCAAAUGCUCAUACCUGCUCCAUGGCAAACUGUCAAUAUGGAUGUGAUAUUGUAAAAGGAGAGGUCCGAUGUCGCUGUCCUUCUCCUGGUUUGCAGUUAGGACCAGAUGGCAGAACAUGUGUGGAUGUUGAUGAGUGCGCUACAGGAAAGGCAGUAUGUCCAAGAUUUAGGAAAUGUGUAAACACGUUCGGAAGCUACAUAUGCAAGUGCUAUCCUGGAUAUGACUUAAUCCAUGCUCAUGGGAAAUACCAGUGUUUUGAUAUUGAUGAGUGUUACACUGGGGAUUACCAAUGCAAUACGUAUGCAAGAUGCUACAAUACACAAGGAUCCUACAAGUGCAAAUGCAAUGAAGGCUACCGGGGCAAUGGAGCUGACUGCACACCAAUCCCCCGAGUGAUGAUUGAUCCACUAGGCCCUCAUAAUUUUCUACCAGGUAAAGAUAAUAUAAGAAACGUAAUUAAAGGAAAUGGCAGCACAUUAAGUGGUAGUGAAGGAAGCAGCAACAGGAUCCCAGACUUUGUCUCCAGACAUCCUAAGUGGCCUCCUUCACCCUCUAUUACAGCAAAACCGCAUCCAAAGACACCUAAGCCCACAUCCAGGCCAUCUCCACCUGUAACACGUCCAGCACCAAAUCCUGUAACAACGCCAGCACCAAAACCAGUAACCAGGCCACCUCAACCAGUAACCAGGCCACCUCAACCAGUAACCAGGCCACCUCAACCAGCAACAAGGCCACCUCAACCAGCAACAAGGCCACCGCAACCAGCAACAAGGCCGCCGCAACCAGCAACAAGACCACCGCAACCAGCAACAAGGCCACCGCAACCAGCAACAAGACCACCACAACCAGCAACAAGACCACCACAGCCAGCAACAAGGCCACCUCAACCAGUCACAAGGCUGCCUCAACCACCAAUAAAACCACCAACACCCAAAUCACCCACAGUUGUUACAACAACAGCUCCUCAGCUAUCUACCAGAUCACCAGACAAUAACAGAAUUGAGGACCAAGGAAAACAGAGAGGAGACGUGUUCAUUCCAAAGCAUGAAAAUAAUAUCUUUUUCAACUUUGAUGUGGAGAGGGGGCUGAGUGCUGAUGAAUAUGAAGAAAAUGAUGACCCAGGAGAUAUCGUCCAUAGCUGUAACUUUGACAAUGGAUUGUGUGGUUGGAUAAGAGACAGAAACAAUGAUUUACAUUGGGAACUGGUCAAAGAUGACUCAGGGGGACAAUAUUUGACAGUCAUGGAACCCAAGGCAACCUCUGGGAAGGUAGCACGGCUGGUCCUUCCACUUGGACACCUUUCAUAUUCUGGAGACCUCUGCUUGUCAUUUAGACGCUUAGUGUCUGGAUCGAAUUCUGCUAAACUCCAAGUCUUUGUAAGAAGAUCAGGUGUUCAUGGUCGUGCUGUUUGGGGAAAAAAUGGAAGUAAUCAUGCAUGGGGCGAAACAUACAUUACUUUGCCUGGUGCAGGAGUCAGAAGUAUUGUCUUUAAAGCAGAACGAGGUAAAGAUGGCUCCGGACAUGUCGGUCUUGAUGAUGUCAGUUUGAAGAAAGGGCACUGUUCUAAUGCUUAAAACUCCUUAUAGUUAUAACUACACUGUGUGACAACCCACCAUGCCAGAUGGGCAGGAAAACUUGUUGUGGGACUGCAAGACAACAAAUUCACAAAAAUAACAGAGCCGAGAACUCCUGCAUUCUCUCCUCAUAAGAUGACAACGGGCACGAGAACUUUCUCCCACAAAUCUGUUUCCAGACAAUAUUUGCUUUCUAAAACUCUUUACUCACUACCAAAGAACUUUACCUAAGGAAAUGACUUGAUGAAAAUCAAGAGGAACAAGUCUGGUCUGGCGCAGAGUUAAUUCUUGAAAUACAUGUGCUCCAGCUUCUGAGAGUUGAGAAAACUCUGCCGUUAAAUAACUUUUGCCAAUUCAAACUCUACUAAUAGUGGAGCUAAAAGCUUUGUAAAUGCGUAUUGUGUACCUAUGUAUUUAUCGGAAGAUUGGAAAUCCACAAACUUUUAUAAUGGGUAUAGCAUCUUAUUUAAUUAUGUCGAAUAGCUCUUAAGGUCAAAUGCCUAGUCACAUCCCGAAUCCUUGUAAAGGACACAUAAAUGGUGCUCUACAGCAGGCUUUGUCUGCCUCAUGACAUAGUUUGAAGUUUAUAUGAAAGUAAAUAUAUUAAUGUUGUUCUUUUAGCAUGAGAUAUGUACAUUCUUACCUACAAAGUGUUUAAAUGAUAUUUUUGUAUCAUGUAUAAUGAUGAGUCAGUGUUGUAAUUGUUUUCUAUUACCUUUACUUUAGAGACAGUUAGGCUUUUUUGAUGCAAGAUGAUGUUAAACUCCAUUGUACAGUCAUGGCCAUAAAUGUUGGCACCCCUGAAAUUGUGUAUUGGAACUAAACCAAAAAAGGGAGGGAAAAAAGCACAUAAUGUCACACCAAACUCCAAAAAUGGGCUAGACAAAAUUAUUGGCACCCCUAACUUAAUAUUUGGUUGCACACCCUUUGGGAAAAAUUACUGAAAUCAGUCGCUUCCUAUAACCAUCAAUAAGCUACUUACACCUCUCAGCCGGAAUGUUGGACCCAAAAUCCAUUUGUAAUCCAUAGAUUUCAUGAUGCCUUGCACACAUUUAAGGCACCCAGUGCAAGAGGCAGCAAAACAACCCCAAAACAUUAUUGAACCUCCACCAUAUUUUACUGUAGGUACUGUGUUCUUUUCUUUGUAGGCCUCAUUCCGUUUUCGGUAAACAGGAGAAUGAUGUGCCUUACCAAAAAGCUCUAUCUUGGUCUCAUCUGUCCACAAGACGUCUUCCCAGAAGGAUUUUGGCUUACUCAAGUUCAUUUUGGCAAAAUGUAGUCUUGCUUUUUUAUGUCUGUGUCAGCAGUGGGGUCCUCCUGGGUCUCCUGCCAUAGCGUUUCAUUUCAUUUAAAUGUUGACGGAUAGUUCGUCCUGACACUGAUGCUCCCUGAGCCUGCAGGACAGCUUGAAUAUCUUUGGAACUUGUUUGGGGCUGCUUAUCCACCAUCCAGACUAUCCUGCUUUGACAUCUUUCAUCAAUUUUUCUCUUCCGUCCAUGGCCAGGGAGAUUAGCUACAAUGCCAUGGGUUGCAAACUUCUUGAUAAUGUUGUGCACUGUGGACAAGGCAAAUCUAGAUCUCUGGAGAUGGACUUGUAACCUUGAGAUUGUUUAUAUUUUUCCACAAAUUUGGUUCUCAAGUCCUCAGAUAGUUCUCUUCUCUUUCUUUUGUCCAUGCUUAGUGUGGCACACACAGAUACACAAUGCAAAGACUAAGUGAACUUCUUUCCUUUUUAUCUGCUCUCAGGUGUGAUUUUUAUACUGCCCACGCCUGUUACUUGCCCCAGGUGAGUUUAAAGGAGCAUCACAUGCUUGAAACAAUCUUAUUUUUCCACAAUUUUGAAAGGGUGACAAUCAUUUUGUCCAGCCCAUUUGUGGAGUUUGAUGUAACCUUAUGUCCAAUUAGCUUUUUUCCUCCCUUUUUUUUUUUUUAUUCCAAUACACACAAAGGGAAUAAACAUGUGUAUAGCAAAACAUGUGUUAGUGCAAUCCUUUUCUGAGAAAUACUAAAUUUUUUGGAAAAAUUUCAGGGGUGCCAACAUUUACGGCCAUGACUGUAUAUGGACAUUAUCUUUUUAUGUUAUUAAGAGUUUGUGGCUGCAAUGUACUUAUGCACAUUGAUCAGCCAUUACAUUAAAACCACAUGCUUACUAUUGUGUAGGUCCCACUUGUGCCACCAAAACGGCUCUGUGCCACCAAUCAAGGCAUGCAAUUUACAAAGGGAAUUUGUCAGCUACAAUUCACAUUCCUAACUGUUGACACUGUUAGAUGGAUUUUAGGACAAGUAGACACCUUUCAUGUUCUUCUAUAACACAGAAAUAUGCUUUUAUUCUUUGGUGCACAAAGUCAAAGAGGCAUUCCCAAGCUCCUGAAGUGCUGAGGACUGAAACACUCCUUGCUUCCCUCCCAUCCCUAUCCCUGCUUCUUUGCAGUCCACUGGAAGGUGUGCUCUGAUUGUAAACCUCACACCUGCACAUAAAGUGCAUGCACAGUGCGAGAACAGGAUUUGGGAAGAGUGCUUGAUGCUGGAAGCUCAGCCCUAGGUUUUCAGCCCUCAGCACUUCAGGGGCUGUGGACCACUCUUUGCACCAAAUAAUAAAAACAUUUUUCUAUGUUAUGGAAGAACAGACAGAUUUAUUUAAGGCAUUGUGUAUCUCCUUGUCCUAACUGCUAUCUAUCAGUAUCAGCAGUGUGAAGCGUGAAUUAUAGAGAGAUUCCCUAUAAAGGUGUUCUGGAGCAUCUGGCACCGAAAUGUUAGCAGCACAUCCUUUAAAGAGUACCUGUCACCAAAUAAACCUUUUAAUAUAGUGUUCCUUGUGUAAUUAGCAGACACUUUCCCAUUCACUUGCUUUUAAUAUUAUCAACAUAAAUAUGUUUAAAAUGUAAUAGAAAAAAUGGCCGAUAGGUGGCUCUGUUCUGUUCCCUGCCACAAUUAAUACAGUGAAUUUGGUCUCCUCCCAGCCUGGCAGGAGGCCAAACUCAAGAAGUUCUUUUCUGCACUGAGCUUGAUUGACAGAUGCACAGAGCCUCAUUGAAAGCUGCAUAGAGCCUCACUGAAAGAUACACAGACUGAAAGCUGCUGCACAGAGCUUGAGGUCUUCUAUUCAUCACAAUGCUGCAACCAUGUGAAGGCAGAAGUAUUCCCCCAGCAGGCUUCAGUGAUGUCAUGCCUGCUGGGAAACGCAAAUUUUCUCCUGCUGGGAGAUUGCACUAGGUGAGCAAGAAUAAAGGUAAUAUACACAGCUUUUUAAAGCUCUGAAAUUAUUUUUAAGGGUGGGAGGGGUGUUAUGAGUAGUUAGGGAACAUAGCCAGAGUUAGUUUAGAACAGUUUGUUUGGUGACAGCUACUUUUUAAGUCCUGUAAGUUGCAAGGUGAAGCCUUUAUUAAUCAGAAUUAUUUUUCUAGCACUUCCCACACGUGUUUAUUUGGAUACAGAUCAAGAGAAUGUGGAUGCCAAAUGAACAAUACCCAUUACCCAUGCCAUUGCUGAGGAACAUUUGCAGCUUGGCAGGGCACAUUAUUCUGCAGAAGAGGCCACUGCCAUUAGCAAAUGAAGUUAUGUACUUAGUCCGCACUAAUAUUUACAUAGUUGUCAGUUUAUCACAUAUCAUACCACAUGUAAGACAGGGGCCAAGGUUUCCCAGCAGAACAUUAGCUGUGCCAUCUCUGGCUUCUUCACAAAUGAUCCUGGUGCCAUCUAUUCCCCUGUUAAGCAAUGCACACACAACUGGCUAUCCAUGUACAAUGAUUCAUCAGACCAGGACACCUUCUUCCAUGCUGAAGUUCUGAUGCUUGUGUACUCAUUGUAGGCACUUUUGGUGGUAGACAGGGUCGAGAAUAAAACCUAGGACUAGUCUGUGCCUACACAGCUUUAUACCCAGUAAACUCAAUGCACUAUGAGAGAGAUUUAUCAAAACCUGUGUAGAGGAAGAGUGGUGUAGUUCAACCAAUCAGAUUGCUUCUUUCAUUCUUCACAGGUCUCUUUAAAAAUGUAGAAGCAAUCUGUUUGGUUGCCAUGGGCAACUGCACCACUUCCUCUGCACACUUUUUGAUAAAUCUCCCCCUAUGUAUUUAGACUCUUUUUUUUACAGUAGCUCCUCUGUACGAUCAGGCUUAAUGGGCUAGCCUUCGUGGUACUAACCACAGCAUACCUGCAACACCCCGCAAGACCUGUGGGGAGAUGCUUUGAACUGGUCACAUAGCCAUCACAGUGUGGCCCUUAUUAAAGUUGCUCAAAUCCUUACACUUACCUAUUUUUCCUACAUAUCAACAUCAAGAACUGACUUUUCUUUACUGCCCAAUACCCUUUGACAUAUGUCAUUCUGACCAAAUAGUUACUCAUUUUAACAGUGGUUUUAAAAUUCUGGCAGAUUAAUGUAUAUGUAUACAUCAACAUUGUUUAAAAUAUUUUCAAGACAAUUAAAGCUAUUUUGACCACAGGGUCUGUGUCAUAA